GGGGGCCCUGAUGUCCUGCUAGCUAGCUAACGUUAGCAUCUGUAACCAGCUGUGAAUGUUUAAACCCCUCGGUCUACAUAAUAAGGCCUCGUCUUUGUUAUUGCUCGGAUCACAAGCACUUUUAACACCAAACGCUUAACCGUAAGGGUCUGGUGCGAGCUGAUCGGGUCAGAUGGAAGUCAUUUUUGUAGAACAAAUCCUCACCUCGGUUAGUUACAGCUUUGUGUUGUGUUUGCUGUGUGAGUUUAGACACAAAGGCGCUGGCUGAGGGAGCUACCAGUGAGCUACAAAAUGUGUCGACUCGAAUGUGGAUGUAGUUCGUGUGUAAAUCAGUAUCGGAUUAAAAAAAGCAAAACGUUUUUUUUUGGGGGGAGUUUAUUUUUCUAACACCCCCCCCCCCCUGCUAGCAAAAUGUAGCAUGUUGCUAGCUAUUUGUUCAAGUGAACUAGCUUUGUUUAUAGGAAAGAGAACAUUCCGGAUUCUAUUAUUCACUGUUCGUAUCGAGAACGCAAGCCAAAGCCUGGGCUCGUCUGACGUCACUGUGCCUGGUCUUCUUCAGUGCUGUCAUCUAUUAAGACGCUUAAAAACAUCCCUCUUCCCCUUUUUAAGUGUGAGAGGUCUCCAGUUGUUCACAGAGCAAGGAUCCCAGCUUAACGCACAGUUGGAGGGCUGGUUAUCUCAAGCACAAGCUACAAUAGGACCUGCUAGAGCCAUUAUAGCACCACAUGCUGGUUAUACUUACUGUGGUUCUUGUGCAGCACAUGCCUACAAGCAAGUGGACCCUUCUGUCACUCGGAGGGUAUUUAUUCUGGGACCUUCCCACCAUGUGCCCCUGUCACGAUGUGCUCUGUCCCCUGCUGAGGUCUACAGAACACCACUGUAUGACCUGAGGAUCGACCAGAAGGUGUAUGCUGAUCUCUGGAAAACGGGCAUGUUUGAGAGGAUGACUUUGCAAACCGAUGAGGAUGAGCACAGCAUUGAGAUGCACCUGCCUUACACUGCCAAAGCAAUGGAAAGCUGCAAAGAUGAGUUCAGCAUUGUUCCGGUGCUGGUGGGAGCUCUGAGUGAAUCUAAAGAGCAAGAGUAUGGCAAGCUGCUCAGCAAAUACCUUGCUGAUGAAUCCAACCUAUUUAUAAUUUCAUCAGAUUUUUGCCACUGGGGUCAACGGUUCCGUUACACAUACUAUGAUGAAAAUCAGGGUGAAAUCUAUAGAUCCAUUGAGCAUCUGGACAAGAUGGGUAUGGGGAUUAUAGAACAGCUGGACCCAGUGUCCUUCAGUAACUACUUGAGGAAAUAUCACAAUACUAUUUGUGGUCGCCACCCCAUUGGAGUUCUACUAAAUGCUGUAGCAGAGCUGAAGAAGAACGGUCUAGACAUGAACUUUUCUUUCCUGAAUUACGCUCAGUCCAGCCAGUGCCGAAACUGGUCAGACAGCUCAGUGAGUUAUGCUGCUGGAGCUCUUAUAGUUCAUUGAGGUGAAUUCACCCAGGAGCAACUCUGAAGACCUCAGCAACAUCUCCUACUUCUUUAAAUAAAAUAGCUCAAUCACCCUCAACCUGUCUGCCUUCUAACCCCGUUUCCUUAUUUUCUCUUUGCCUUUUCCAAUGAAAGGACCUUAGAUUUGCUGAGAUGAGCUACACAGCAUUAAAUACUAAUUAAAUAUUUUCAACUAUCGCACCCUACUCCCUUUUUAUUCCCUGUUCCACUUUGUUAAUGUUCUAGUUUGGAGUACAUUUGCAGCCUGUGCUGCUCUGUACGGGUUUUUUUUUUUUUUCUUUGCAAACUUUCCAGCAGUCGAUUUUGUAGCUUGAUGGAAUCUGCAAGGACUUUACCUGUCAAGUUCUUCAAUAUCUGUAAGAACAUUUGGUUCCGUUAAAGUUGAAAUAAACAAUGUAUCCAUAACGACAA
Tachysurus fulvidraco (yellow catfish) is the source of this 1908-nucleotide messenger RNA. It is a transcript of the gene memo1, whose product is annotated as mediator of cell motility 1. Bases 419 to 1474 code for a protein of 351 amino acids. The record is from RefSeq and is a predicted model, not a curated record. NCBI's taxonomy places the organism in Eukaryota, Metazoa, Chordata, Actinopteri, Siluriformes, Bagridae. The transcript has 11 exons.